UUGGAAUUCGUCACCCCGCAAUGCCGCGGAGGCAAUUAUUUCAAUUACCCACGUGAUCGCGCGGACACAGGCAUAGGAUCUGCGUUUUUCCUGCAUCACAAUCGGUCGAGCGCUUCAGCAUCAGCAUCAUUAGCAUGGUCAUCAUCAUUUCAUCUAUUUUCUUUCGCCGCCGAGUUUUCUCUCGGCUGGUUUGUUCUUACUAUACCGGUUUUACCUUUUACCAUUGCGACGGCCUCUAUACCCCUGCGUGUCAAUACUUGUUGAUUCGAAUUUCUCCUUUCACAAUAGUCCGAAAAGACUGUACCCGCUCGCGCGGAAUACCACUGUUGUACCUUCUCACUUGUUUUCUUUUCCUAUUUAUCGUUGCAUUUACGUUACAUCAUACUAGGGUUUUUACAACUACAAGCCUGAAGCUCGCGCUUCUUUCCACUAUUUGCUUUAGCUCUGCUCGGUUCGGCACGGCGAGGAUGACAAUACCAUAUCAUUAUUUGCCCAAGAUUGAACAGCGUCUGAGGAUUUCGGUCGGCGGCGCCAAGGCGCAACGGGGGAAGGGCUGGCGGGAACCCUGGGGCUUAGGUAUGGUGUGUUAAGGUCAGCCGCGCAAUCCUGGGAUCGCUUGCAGAGCGACGCGACCGAGCUGGCCACGGGCGAGGCAAGCGUACCCGGCGCCAGCCGUUUGAUGAA
Messenger RNA from Paraphaeosphaeria sporulosa, 684 nucleotides. RefSeq lists its product as uncharacterized. The record is from RefSeq and is a predicted model, not a curated record. The transcript has a single exon. Lineage: Eukaryota; Fungi; Ascomycota; Dothideomycetes; Pleosporales; Didymosphaeriaceae. Bases 135 to 590 code for a protein of 151 amino acids.